Molecule: messenger RNA, 402 nt
Organism: Aspergillus brunneoviolaceus CBS 621.78
Lineage: Eukaryota; Fungi; Ascomycota; Eurotiomycetes; Eurotiales; Aspergillaceae
Exons: 1
Coding region: 83-319 (78 amino acids)
Source: RefSeq, a predicted model, not a curated record
AGAUUGUUUCUUUCCAUGUAGUUGCAUAUACUUCUACGAUGUCCCUCACGACAGGUACCUUCCUUCUGUUUCCUAGGGCAGGAUGGAGGACUUUGUCUAUUUUCUACUGUCACUUCUAGUACCCUUCACAGCACAAAUUUUUCUUACGGACUCUUGUACAUCACUUACCACCGCUACCCUUUGUCAACAAUUCCAGGAUCGAAUGGCGUCGAGUGAAGCCGACUCGAGUCGAGUCGCUCUUUUGUACUACUGCUCGGCGUCGCGGUCAAAGUUUGCUUCUCAACGCUCUUUUUUCUUCUUGCUUCUAGUCAACGAAUAAUGAUACUCUUCACGGUUAGUUGGGUCAGUUGAAACUGUUACGUAUGACAUGGUGGGGCAUAGUGAUUGUGGGGUUUUCCUUUA